Messenger RNA from Verticillium alfalfae VaMs.102, 2418 nucleotides. Its product is annotated as nucleolar complex protein. Gene Ontology annotation, biological process: ribosomal large subunit biogenesis. The transcript has a single exon. Gene Ontology annotation, cellular component: nucleoplasm; nucleolus; Noc2p-Noc3p complex. Bases 1 to 2418 code for a protein of 805 amino acids. The record is from RefSeq and is a predicted model, not a curated record. NCBI's taxonomy places the organism in Eukaryota, Fungi, Ascomycota, Sordariomycetes, Glomerellales, Plectosphaerellaceae.
AUGCCUCCCUCGAAGAAGAAGCUCAAGGCCACGAAAAAGUUCGAGAAGAACCAUCUCUCCGGCGUCCUGAAGAAACGCAAGGAGGACGCAAAGGUCAAGCAGCGGUACGCUCUCCAGGCGAAAAAGGCUGGCAAGAAGACGAGGGAAGAUGCGAGCUUCUUCAAAGGCCCCAAGGAGGAGGGCGCCCCCAAGCCCCAUUCGAACAAGAAGGAUGCCAACGUCAGCGCCAUGAGCGUCGACGACUUCUUCAAGGGCGGCUUUGAGGACAUUAUCGACAAGGCGCCCAAGGGCGGCAAGCUGGGCAAGAGGAAACGCGAUGCGCCCAACGGCAAGGCCAAGGCGCCCAAAGCCGACGACGAUGACGAGGAGCAGGCCGGCUCCGAGGACGAGGGAAUGUCUGACAUGUCCCUAGAGGACCAGCCCGUCGUCAGCGACAGCGAGGAUGGUGCUGACGACAGCGACAUGGAGCUGGACGCCGAGGACGGCGAGAUGAGCAAAAAGGCCAUGGACGACCUCGCCAAGAAGGACCCUUCGUUUUACAAGUUCCUCAAGGAGCACGACCCCGAGGCCCUCGACUUUGACGAGAACGCCGACAUGGCCGAGAUUGACGACCUGAGCGCCGGCAGUGACGCCUCCGAUGACGACCAGCCCAAGAAGAAGCGUAAGAAGGACAACAACAAGAAGAAGAACAAGAAGGAUGUGUCUGAAGACGACGAGGCGACAGCAGCUGACAACGAGCUCACGCGCGAAAUGGUUGCCAAGUGGAAGGAGCUCAUUGUCGAGAAGAAGUCGUUGCGUGCUGCUCGUCAGGUCGUCUUGGCCUUCAAGUGCGCCGCGCAUCUGAACGAGGACGAUGCCGAGGAUGGCAAAAACAACCGCUACACCAUCAACAGCCCCCAGGUCUUUCACGACAUUCUCAUCGUCGCCCUGCGCCAGAUCCCCGAGGUCAUCGCCCACCACCUGCCCUCGAAGGAGUCGGCUGCCGGCAAGGUCUAUGUUUCCACCGAGACGAAGAAGUUCCAGACGCUGUCCAUCAUGCUCAAGACGUACACAGCCUCCAUCAUCCACCUCCUCGGCACUCUGUCCGACGACGCGACCCUCAAGCUGACGAUUGGUGCUCUCGAGCCCCUUCUCCCCUACCUGCUCUCCUUCCGCAAGCUGCUCAAGGCGCUCAUCAAGUGCAUCGUCAACUUCUGGGCGCGGCCCGCCUCCUCCGAGGCUACGCGAAUUACCGCCUUCCUCGUGCUACGCAAGCUCAUGGUCAUCGGCGAUGCCGGCCUCCGCGAGGUCGUCCUCAAGGCCGUCUACCAGGGUCUCGUUCAAGGCUCCCGUGUCACCAACGCCAACACCAUUCAGGGCAUUAACCUCAUGAAGAACUCUGCGGCCGAGCUCUGGGGCAUCGACCAAAACGUCGGCUACACGACGGCCUUUACCUUUAUCCGCCAGCUCGCCAUUCACCUCCGCAACAGCAUCGUGAACAACAAGGACGCCGCCUUCAAGGUCGUCUACAACUGGCAGUACACGCACUCGCUCGACUUCUGGUCCACCAUGCUCGCCCAGCACUGCACGCCGCUGACCGAGGCCGAGGCCGGCAAGCCGUCGCAGCUCAAGCUCCUCGUCUACCCCCUCGUUCAGGUGACCCUGGGCGCCACGCGCCUCAUCCCGACCGCCACCUUCUUCCCUCUCCGCUUCCACCUCAUCCGCUCGCUGCUGCGCAUCUCGCGCGCCACCAACACGUACAUUCCGCUGGCCGCUCCCAUCCUCGAGGUCCUCGAGUCGGCCGAGAUGAAGCGCGCCCCCAAGGCGGCGUCGCUCAAGCCGCUCGACUUCCGCGUCGCCUUCAAGGCGCCCAAGGCCUACCUCCGCACGCGCGUCUACCAGGACGGCGUCGGCGAGCAGGUCGUCGAGCUGUUUGCCGAAUUCUUCGCGCUCUGGGCCAAGAACAUUGCCUUCCCCGAGAUGGCCCUCCCCGUCGUCAUCCAGCUCAAACGCUGGCUCAAGCAGGCACGCCGCGGCGACAAGGGCGCCAGCUCGAAGAAGUCCCAGCGCGGCAACCAGAACGGCAAGCUCGGCAGCGCCAUUGUGCUGCUCGUGCAGAAGAUCGAGGCCAAUGCCAAGUUCAUCGAGCAGCGCCGCGCCCAGGUUGACUUUGCGCCCAAGGACCGCGCCCAGGUCGACAACUUCCUGCGGGACCUCGAGUGGGAGAAGACGCCGAUCGGGGCGUUUGUCGCCGUGCAGCGCAAGCUGCGGGCGGAGAAGCUCAAGAUGAUGGAGGAGGCAAGGCGAGAGGACGAUAGGCGGAGGAAAGAGGAGAGGGGUGAUGUUGACGAGCCCGAGGAAGAGGAGGAGGAGGAGGAUGAGGAGGAGUAUGCGGAUGAGCUGAUGGACGAGGAUGAUGAGGACGAGGACGAUGAGUAG